AUGACAGACCUCAACCAUAUCUGGUCGGAGUAUUUAGACAGAAAAGCCGUUCUCAAACGAGCUGAUGAAGAUGAAACCCCAAUCGACCCAAGUGAAGAUCUUCAGCAAUUUGAUGUCCUCUUGUCGAAGAUCGAAGAGGGUUUGCAAAAUGAACCUGGAAGCCAAGUAUCGAUCAGCACCAAAACACGAGACACCGCUGAUAGUUUGGAGCUCACUGUGACGUCGAAACUGCCUUCACCUCUUGAGCCUCUCAAGUGGAAGCUGCAUCUGGCCAAGGAGCCACAGUCUUCAACCACGAGCCAUUUGCUGCUCCCCUUCAUCAACGCCGAGACGGAUCAGGAAGCGCGCCAGCAGUUCCUGAUUGAGGAGCUACACAAAAAGGACUGGGUGCUAGCAAAACUCUUUGAUAAGCUUGAGGGGUUGGGCAUUGACUUGACUACAAUUUUCCCGGGUACAUCUGGACUCCGUGGCCGCAAAGGCCUGACGCUCACACAGGCGGCGAAGUAUAUCAGGGGUCUUGCACCAUUUGAUGAAGAGUCGUGGCGUGAAGAGGUCUCCACAUCGUCUCCAAUAUCUCGAGAAUCUGCCAACAUCGUUGCGGAGCUGUCAGUUGGGUCCCCGAGAGCAGACUCGCUAAAACCUGCCCCAGAUGCAUGGUGGAAAACACUUAGAGCAUCCGACACAUCUACAUCUCUAGAUGCCAAAAUGAAACAAGCAACUAAAUCAUCAACAGACUCCUUGGAAACAGAGACCGACGCCGGGUCCGAGACGGGAAAUGAUGAAUUCGAGGUACGUAUCAAAGCACACUACUUCCACGCCAAGUCUCAUUUCUUCCAGCGACAAGAAACACCACCUAGGUUCAAAAAGCCCAGUGGACCGCAAAAGUCUCCUUCCACAAGAAAUGGGGAAGAUGAAGAAACGCAAUCAGAGAAUGGAGAGGUAGUCUCUCCAAAGAGGAGAAAAGAAGCGAAGCACAAGGCCGAGGACUCACCUCCAGCAAUUCGCCCCAAAGCGGCCCCGUCAGUGAAAUUGAAAGGCAUGGGUACAAUUGGUGGCAAGAAGCAGAUACGACAGAAAUCGCCAUCACCGUCGGCGGCUCCUACACCAUCACCAUCACCCUCACCAGCACCCUCACGAACCCAGAGCACCCCCUCCCCUCCACGUCAUCGUAAGCAUGAAUCCUCGGAAGGUCUCACAGAUUAUGAAACCGAUUCAGGAGACACAGACGCGGACCCAGAACCGCGUCACACUCCACUGAAAGCGAACACCAGGAACAGUAGCGAACCGGCCCCCAAGCCAUCCCGCAAAUUAGGACUAGGUGUUAUUGGGGGCAAGAAGAAGAAACAGCCGACGCCGACGCCAGAGACAGAGCCAGGAUCAGAAGAAAACGGCAACCUAUCCAAAUUGCAAUCUCAUUCUCCAGAUUCUCAACCACCUCCGAAGAAAAAGAAGCCUCUAGGCAGGAUUGGUGCCAUUGGCGGAUUGAAACCCAAGGCUAAACCCCUUCAGGACAGCAGCUCUCAGUGGCCAACAUCCUCACGGACUGAGGUUGGCUCCCCUCCGGCUAAAACGAAGGAAGAUCUAGACGACACCGAGGACGAGGCAGAGAAGAAAGAAGAAACCCGUUCUCAACCUUCACCUCCUAAGAAAAAGAACGCAAUGAAGCGGGAGACCCCUAUGGAGCCGGCACGCGAGGAGACGGAGGAAGAAAAAGCGAAUAGGAAGCGGGAGGAGUUGAAGAGGCAGCUUGAGGCAAAGAGUAAGGCUCCUGCGAAGAAGAAGCGGAGGUUUUAG
Molecule: messenger RNA, 1794 nt
Organism: Aspergillus mulundensis
Lineage: Eukaryota; Fungi; Ascomycota; Eurotiomycetes; Eurotiales; Aspergillaceae
Exons: 1
Coding region: 1-1794 (597 amino acids)
Biological process (GO): double-strand break repair via nonhomologous end joining
Cellular component (GO): nucleus; DNA ligase IV complex
Molecular function (GO): DNA end binding
Source: RefSeq, a predicted model, not a curated record